AUGGAGAUUCGUGGAUUAUUGUUUAAACUGAAGGCUCGUGGGUUAUGGAGUAAACUGAAGGCUCGUGGGUUAUGGAGUAAACUGAAGGCUCGUGGGUUGUGGUUUAAACUGAAGGCUCGUGGGUUGUGGUUUAAACUGAAGGCUCGUGGGUUGUGGUUUAAACUGAAGGCUCGUGGGUUAUGGUGUAAACUGGAGACUUGUGGGUUAUGGAGUAAACUGACGACUCGUGGGUUAUGGUGUAAACUGGAGACUUGUGGGUUAUGGAGUAAACUGACGACUCGUGGGUUAUGGUGUAAACUGGAGAUUUGUGGGUUAUGGAGUAAAGUGGAAACUCGUGGAUUAUUGGUUUAA
Molecule: messenger RNA, 351 nt
Organism: Ylistrum balloti
Lineage: Eukaryota; Metazoa; Mollusca; Bivalvia; Pectinida; Pectinidae
Product: LWamide neuropeptides-like
Exons: 1
Coding region: 1-351 (116 amino acids)
Source: RefSeq, a predicted model, not a curated record